This is a messenger RNA of Hemisphaericaspora subhashii, 558 nucleotides long. RefSeq names its product Arf family GTPase (gene ARL1). NCBI's taxonomy places the organism in Eukaryota, Fungi, Ascomycota, Pichiomycetes, Serinales, Debaryomycetaceae. The record is from RefSeq and is a predicted model, not a curated record. The coding region runs from base 1 to 558 and encodes 185 amino acids. Gene Ontology annotation, molecular function: GTPase activity; GTP binding. The transcript has a single exon. Gene Ontology annotation, cellular component: Golgi apparatus; cytoplasm. Gene Ontology annotation, biological process: intracellular protein transport; vesicle-mediated transport.
AUGGGACAAGCAUUUAGUUUUACAAACAUCUUUAACAAACUAUGGGGGAUACAAAAAGAAGUAAGAAUACUUAUCUUAGGAUUAGACGGUGCCGGUAAAACCACCAUAUUAUAUCGAUUACAAAUGGGAGAAGUCGUAACCACAAAACCAACAAUUGGAUUCAAUGUAGAAACAUUAAAAUAUAAAAACAUAACAUUAAAUAUCUGGGAUUUAGGUGGACAAACUUCAAUCCGACCAUAUUGGAGAUGUUAUUAUUCAAAUACAUCAGCAAUUAUAUUCGUGGUUGAUUCAACUGAUAAAGAUCGUAUUGAUACUGCUUGUAAAGAAUUACAUACGAUGUUGAAAGAAGAGGAAUUACAGGAUAGUGCGUUGUUGGUGUUUGCUAAUAAACAGGAUCAACCGGAUGCUAUGACUGCUGCGGAGGUGUCUCAGGCACUUAAUUUGACGGAUUUGAAGGAUAGAAGUUGGAGUAUUGUUGCUUCGAGUGCUAUUAAAGGAGAAGGAUUGAAUGAAGGGUUGGAUUGGUUAAUGGAUGUAAUUAAAGAUGAACAGUUGUAA